AGGAGGAGGAGGCGGCGGCGGCGGCGGCGGCGGCUGCUGGGCGGCAGCGGAGGGCCAGAAACGAUGAGGCGAGUGGUACGGCAGAGCAAGUUCCGGCACGUCUUCGGCCAGGCGGUGAAAAAUGACCAGUGCUAUGACGACAUCCGGGUGUCCCGAGUCACGUGGGACAGUUCCUUCUGCGCGGUCAACCCCAAGUUCGUGGCCAUCAUCAUUGAAGCCAGCGGGGGAGGGGCCUUCCUGGUUCUGCCUUUGCACAAGACAGGCAGGAUCGACAAGUCCUACCCCACCGUCUGUGGCCACACCGGGCCAGUGCUGGACAUUGACUGGUGUCCUCACAACGACCAGGUGAUCGCCAGCGGCUCGGAGGACUGCACGGUGAUGGUCUGGCAGAUCCCAGAAAACGGCCUCACGCUGUCCCUGACGGAGCCUGUGGUCAUCCUGGAGGGCCACUCCAAGCGAGUGGGCAUCGUGGCCUGGCACCCCACCGCCCGCAACGUGCUGCUCAGCGCAGGCUGUGACAACGCCAUCAUCAUCUGGAACGUGGGCACCGGGGAGCCCCUCAUCAACCUGGACGACAUGCACCAGGACAUGAUCUACAACGUCAGCUGGAACCGCAACGGCAGCCUCAUCUGCACGGCCUCCAAGGACAAGAAAGUCCGUGUGAUCGACCCCCGGAAGCAGGAGAUUAUGGCGGAGAAAGAGAAGGCCCACGAAGGCGCCCGGCCGAUGCGAGCCAUCUUCCUCUCCGACGGCAGCGUUUUCACCACGGGGUUCAGCCGCAUGAGCGAAAGGCAGCUGGCCCUCUGGAACCCGAAAAACAUGGGUGAGCCCGUUGCCCUCCAUGAAAUGGACACCAGCAACGGCGUCCUGCUGCCCUUCUACGACCCGGACACCAACAUCCUUUACUUAUGCGGGAAGGGCGACAGCAGCAUCCGCUACUUCGAGGUCACGGAGGAGCCUCCCUACGUCCAUUACCUCAACACCUUCAGCAGCAAAGAGCCCCAGAGGGGGAUGGGCUUCAUGCCCAAGAGGGGCUUGGAUGUCAACAAGUGUGAGAUCGCCAGGUUCUUCAAGCUCCACGAGCGGAAGUGCGAGCCGAUUAUCAUGACCGUCCCCAGGAAGUCCGACCUCUUCCAAGAUGACCUCUACCCGGACACAGCUGGGCCCGAAGCCGCCCUGGAAGCCGAGGAGUGGUUCGAGGGGAAGAACGCUGACCCGCUCCUCAUCUCCCUGAAACACGGCUACAUCCCAGGGAAAAACCGGGACCUCAAGGUGGUCAGGAAGAACAUCCUGGACAACAAGCCGGCUGCCAACAAGAAGAGCGAUCUCAUCAGCACCCCAAAGAAUGCGCCGGACACCUCAAACCCCCAAAACGAAGCCAAAUUGGAAGAAAUCUUGAAAGAGCUCCGGUCGCUAAAAGACACAAUCGCGCACCAGGACGAGCGCAUUUCCAAACUAGAACAGCAGGUGGCGAAGAUGGCCGUCUGAGAGCCAGCUGGGGGGGAGGGGAGAGGGGGCUUCUGCGGCAGGGGGAGGAGGAAGCAGUUCGGACUGUGAGCCACCUGCAGGGCUAUGGAGAGGGAGGGGCCCAGCCAGCCGGCCCAGCCCAGCCCCGCCCCGUCGCGGCUGGUCAGCAGAAGUGCCCGGCAGGGCAGAGCCAAGUCCUUCCUAGCAAGCAGCCCCUCCGUGUGUCCUGACAUCUUCCUGGCCAGAGCAGACACUGCCGCCUCCUUCCUCACGCCUGUCCAUCAGCCGGAGGGUCAGCCAUUCCACGGGACCCGCAAGACGCCAGCCGGAAUCCCUGCGGAACUUCCUAGAAUCGGGGACCAAAAUUUCUUGGUUUCAAAACACACACACACACACACACAGACACACACACAUUUUUUUCCCUUUUACUUUUGAGUUGCCAAAAUCCAAAACUUUUUAUUGUUUUAAUUUUUUUUUCCUUUCUAGCAUUUUUACAGUAUUUUGUAAAAGGUUGUUGCGUAUUUGUGCCAUCUGAGCAACAAAUAAGUUGUGUAUGACUGUUUACUUUCGAGCACCCGGUGCAGCCGCAUCACUGCCGGUUCCGGAAGACCAAUUUUAAUGUUCCUGCCCUCCCGAUUUCUGGCUCCCCUGAAACUUGCGUGGAUUUGAGGGCGGGGAGGCGGCCUUGCUUUCGCACCCGCUGCCGUUCCAAGGGACUGAACCCCCCCACCCCCCACCCCACUUCCCCCAGAGCGUCUUCUCUCAAAGCCGGGGAGCCUUUAUGCCAACAUGGGUUGAGCUUUCGUUUAAUCUUAAUCAUUGUGUCAAACGUUGGCAUGCUGUGAUUGCUGAUUUCUGCCUCCAUGUUUCCUGCAGAUGUUUGUUCUAUUUAUCAUCCAGGUGUUACAAGGUUAUAAAAAAAAAAAACCGUGAUGAAUUUGGGACAUUAAGGACAAAUGCACUAAAUUUUGCAAGCUGUU
This is a messenger RNA of Pseudonaja textilis, 2447 nucleotides long. It is a transcript of the gene CORO1C, whose product is annotated as coronin 1C. Gene Ontology annotation, biological process: actin filament organization; neural crest cell migration. Gene Ontology annotation, molecular function: actin filament binding. The record is from RefSeq and is a predicted model, not a curated record. Lineage: Eukaryota; Metazoa; Chordata; Lepidosauria; Squamata; Elapidae.